UCAAUUAGAAAAUUUCUCUCUCUCUUUUUUUUAUAUAUAUAUAUAUAAAAGGGAGGCUUAGAACAUAGCCGCCCAGCUUUUAUUGAGGACCGACUCCUCUGUCCCAUUCUUGCGAUCGGGGAAGCCCUUUUGUUCUAUUUUUUUUUUCCUUCUAUUUUUCUCCAGAUCCGGAGUGCUUCCAGCUGAGGAUAUAUUCUUUAAGUGGAGUCUUUAUGUAUAAUGGCAUUUGGAAGAAGCCCACGGACCGACAAUAGGAGGUCAUCUUCGCAAUGCUCAACGGCUACCCUCAUCGUGUUUGUUGCUCUUUGCUUGGUGGGGGUAUGGAUGAUGACAUCAUCAACUGUAGUUCCUGUCGACAUGUCUUCAUCAGGGAGCAAACAACAGGUUUCUCAGACUGAUUCUAAGCAAUUUGAGGAUACUUCAGGAGACAUACCUGAUGGUGUGAUGAAAAAGGAUGCCAACAUUGAUGAGGAUGAGUCUCCAAAUGAAACUGAUUCUGAGCCUGCCCAGGACCAGAAUGCGCCAGAGAAAACCACGGAAAAGAGGAGCCAAGAAAGCACAGAGGAUGAUUCAGAAAAUGGAUCAAAUGGCCGGGCCUUUAGUGAUGAAAAUGGGAAGGGUGAAGGUGGAGAAAUAGCUAAGAAAGGUGAAGACACAAUUUCAGAAGGUGGUGACAUGAAUACCACUGGUCAGGAGGAUGGACAAGACAAAAGCAAAGAACAAAAUUCUGCUGAAAACGCAGACAAUGAGCAGGAAGAUAACAAAGAGAAAAAUCCUGGUGAAAUAGCAAAUGAUGAUCAAAAGAAGAAUCCACAACAAAAUCCUGAUGAAUCUAACAGUAAUGAGCAACAGGAAGAUGGCAACAACACUGAUGGUAAUAUCGAUGAAACUGCAAGUGAUGAGCAAACCGAUAACUUUGAACAGAAAACUGAUGAAACUAAAAGCAACGAGCAACAACAAUCAGACAGCGACAAGAUACCCAUGCAAAAGGAGGAACCUGAUGGUGACAAAGUGCAGGAUGGAAAGGAUCAAGGCCAAUUAGAGCAGGAGGUUGGACAAAACCAAGACAAGGAUGCUAAACAAAAUUUUAGAGACAUCAAAACUGGGAACCAGACAAAGGAUCAACUUCCAGGCGAGGUGUUUCCUGAUGUAGCUCAGUCAGAGCUUCUAAAUGAGACCAAUACUCAGAAUGGGGCAUGGUCUACUCAGGCUGCAGAGUCGAGGAAUGAGAAGGAAGUGCAAGCUACUUCUUCAUCAGAGGGACAAAAUGUGGCAUACACUUGGAAACUUUGUAAUGUCACUACGGCAUUUGAUUAUAUACCUUGCCUGGACAAUGAGGAAGCUAUCAAGAAGCUUCGAUCCACUAGGCACUUUGAACAUCGAGAAAGGCAUUGUCCUGAUGAGGCUCCGACCUGCCUUGUCCCUCUUCCAGAAGGAUAUAAACAGCAAAUUGCAUGGCCGAAUAGCAGGGAUAAGAUAUGGUACCACAAUGUCCCUCAUACCACGCUUGCAGAUUUUAAGGGGCACCAAAAUUGGGUAAAGGUUACUGGAGAGUACCUUACUUUUCCUGGUGGUGGAACUCAGUUCAAGAAUGGUGCAAUCCGCUACAUCGAUUUCAUCAAGGAGUCUGUGCCUGCUAUAGCAUGGGGGAAGACAAGCCGAGUUGUAUUGGACGUCGGCUGUGGAGUGGCUAGCUUUGGAGGCUAUCUCUUUGAAAGAGAUGUGCUUACCAUGUCGUUUGCUCCUAAGGAUGAGCAUGAAGCCCAAGUGCAAUUUGCUCUUGAAAGAGGAAUUCCUGCUAUCUCAGCAGUCAUGGGCACCAAGAGACUUCCCUUCCCCAGCAGGGUCUUUGAUGUUGUUCACUGUGCACGUUGUAGGGUCCCGUGGCACAUUGAAGGUGGAAAGCUUUUGCUGGAGCUCAAUCGACUGUUGCGGCCCGGCGGUUACUUUGUCUGGUCUGCUACUCCAGUGUACCAAAAUAUUCAAGAAGAUGUUGAAAUCUGGAGUGCUAUGUCUUCGCUGACAAAGUCCAUGUGCUGGGAAAUGGUAAAUAAAACAGGAAAGGAAUUUGUCAACCAAGUGGGUUUAGCAGUAUAUAGAAAGCCCACCAAUAAUGAGUGCUACGAGAAAAGAACAGAAAACAACCCUCCGCUCUGCCAAGAAUCUGACGAUCCAGAUGCAGCCUGGAAUGUCCCCUUGCAAGCAUGUAUGCACAAACUGCCAGUGAGUCCUGCUGUUCGUGGAUCUCAAUGGCCAGAGGAAUGGCCACAAAGGUUGGAAAAAGCACCUUACUGGCUAAAUAGCUCACAGGUUGGGGUUUACGGUAAACCUGCCCCUGAGGACUUUGCAGUAGACUAUGAACACUGGAAGCGCGUUGUAAGCAAAUCAUAUCUGAAUGGAAUGGGAAUAAACUGGACCAUUGUGAGGAAUGUCAUGGACAUGAGAUCUGUAUAUGGAGGUUUUGCCGCUGCUUUGCGAGACAAGAAGGUGUGGGUUAUGAAUGUUGUCUCAAUUGAUUCACCAGAUACACUUCCUGUUAUUUAUGAACGCGGACUUUUUGGGAUGUAUCAUGAUUGGUGCGAAUCAUUCAGCACCUAUCCCCGAACAUACGAUCUUCUCCAUGCUGACCAUCUAUUUUCCAGGCUAAAGAAGAGGUGCAAAUUAUUGCCAGUAAUUGUCGAAGUGGAUCGGAUAUUGAGACCAGAAGGGAAGCUACUUGUGAGGGACAAUGCAGAGAUUAUUAAUGAAGUUGAGAGCAUAGCAAAAUCGUUGCAUUGGGAAAUCAGAAUGACCUACUCAAAGAAUGAUGAAGGAUUGCUUUGUGUUCAGAAGACAAUAUGGCGGCCAAAAGAAGUAGCGUCAAGCACGACACCAAUCUCUUAACAUGAAUGACAAAUUUAAUCAUUUUUUUGGUAGUUAACCCAUAUGGUGUUGAGCUGUUUCUGCUGCUUGCUUCCUCCAUUAUGGUUCCUUGUUGAGCAUCUGAGAGGUGAUUUGUUACAACUUGAUUGUUGGUUCUUAUGUUUUUGGUAAAUGCAUUUCACUUUCAAAACCUUAGGUCUGAUGUGUAUAGGGACACGGUAAUGCUAUGGGGUGUAGACCCUAACAUGAAAAAAAUAUUUUGUAUAACAUACUUCAGUGAGCUUAAAGUGCCUGUAGUAACUUGGUUCUUGCUGGUGAAUGGGGUAGGUGUGAGAAAUU
This is a messenger RNA of Elaeis guineensis (African oil palm), 3201 nucleotides long. Its product is annotated as probable methyltransferase PMT26. Gene Ontology annotation, molecular function: methyltransferase activity. NCBI's taxonomy places the organism in Eukaryota, Viridiplantae, Streptophyta, Magnoliopsida, Arecales, Arecaceae. The record is from RefSeq and is a predicted model, not a curated record. Gene Ontology annotation, cellular component: cytoplasm; trans-Golgi network; endosome.